AUGACGCGCGGUCGCGCAAACGCGCGCGACGUCGCGACGACGCGCUCGCCGGUGCGCCGCGCGCGCGAUGCGGUCGUCGACGCGAUCGUUUCCCUCUCGCACGGCACCGGUCGACAAACCGCGCUGCAGUGGCUCUCCUUGGCGCUCAUCGUCGCCAGCGCGCUGAUGGUGUGGAAAUCGCUGAUGUUGUUCACGCAGAGCGAGUCGCCGGUCGUGGUCGUGCUGAGCGGGAGCAUGGAGCCCGGACUGCGACGAGGCGACUUGCUGCUGCUGGAUAACUCGCGCGGGCCGAGCGAGAUCGGCGACGUCGUCGUCUUCAACAUACGCGGACGCGACGUGCCGAUCGUGCACAGAAUACUACACGUACACGCGAAUUCGCCCGCUGACGUCGGUUCGCGGUUGAUGCUGACGAAGGGAGAUAAUAAUUUCGCCGACGACGGCGCGCUGUACGCGCCGGGACAGCGAUGGUUGCGACAGGACGACGUCGUCGGACGCGCGGUGGUGUUCUUGCCGCACGUCGGGCGGCUGACGAUAUUGAUGAACGAUUACCCGUGGUUCAAGUACGGGUUAAUCUCGAUUUUAGGGUUUUUCGUCGUCACUGGGAAGGACUAG
Messenger RNA from Ostreococcus lucimarinus CCE9901, 612 nucleotides. RefSeq lists its product with no specific name. Gene Ontology annotation, cellular component: membrane; signal peptidase complex. The record is from RefSeq and is a predicted model, not a curated record. The transcript has a single exon. Bases 1 to 612 code for a protein of 203 amino acids. NCBI's taxonomy places the organism in Eukaryota, Viridiplantae, Chlorophyta, Mamiellophyceae, Mamiellales, Bathycoccaceae. Gene Ontology annotation, molecular function: serine-type endopeptidase activity.